UAUAAAUACUGAGCUAGCGAGCACUUGCCAAACACUUGAACAGACGCCGAGAAAGCUGAAAAGCGCCUUGCACCUGGAGAGUCUGAUAGAAGUUCCAAGACCAGGUCUGACCCCUUCCUCUGGUGCAACCUGCCACACCCAUGUUUCGAGUGAAGGGCCCACAUAUGGAGAAAUAAAGGUUGGCGCUUUGGAUGUGACGAGAAGACACAACUGCCCACGCCCUGCUGGUGGCCCCCACGCAGGAAUGGACCUCCCGGGCUGCGUCAGGAUGAACAAUGGCCUAACUGUGGAAGAGGAUGGUGUCGGCCACUCGUGUUCCGGGAGUCUGCCACAGUCCAGGGAGCACGCCACACUUCCUUCUGUCCACACUGCACCCUCGGAGAGCGCAGUGACUUCCAGUGAUGCUGGAUCAGAAAUUUUGAAGAUGGCUUCUGGUGACCUUGAUUGUAAAUCAGUCUGUGAGAAAGAGGACAAUAUGCAGUCAGCUUCUGCUGUGAUAAAGAUCAGAGACACAAGUGCUGCUGAUGAGAAUUCCGCGCCACAAGGCUCUGGAAGUGAGGCCAGAACCAUGAUACGUCAGGAAGCCAAAGAGGAACCAGAGACAAUACAGGAACAUAAAAAAGAAUGUGCUGCAGAAGACACAGCUGCUUCCCCUCCUCCUGCAACCACUGUGAAAUCAGUUAACAUUAGGCAGAAUGAUAAUUCUGCCAAUGAGAAGGAGGUGGAGGCCGAAUUCCUCAGAUUAUCCUUGGCCUUUAAAUGUGACUAUUUCACUUUGGAGAAAAGAGUGAAACUUGAACAAAGAUCCCGUGACUUGGCAGAAGAAAAUCUAAAGAAAGAAAUCACCAAUUGUCUCAAGCUAUUAGAGUCUUUAACGCCUCUCUGUGAAGAUGACAACCAGGCCCAGGAAGUCAUUAAAAAGCUGGAGAAGAGUGUAACAUUCCUCAGUCAGUGCACAGCACGUGUGGCCAGUAGGGCUGAAAUGUUGGGAGCCAUUAACCAGGAAAGUCGGGUUAGUAAAGCAGUUGAAGUAAUGAUUCAGCAUGUCGAAAACCUGAAGAGAAUGUAUGCCAAAGAGCAUGCUGAACUAGAAGAACUGAAACAGGUUCUCCUGCAGAAUGAAAGGUCAUUUAACCCUCUUGAAGAUGAAGAUGACUGCCAAGUUAAAAAACGCCCCACUUCUCUAAACUCCAAGCCAUCUUCUCUCAGAAGAGUGACCAUUGCCUCUUUGCCCAGAAAUAUUGGAAAUGUAGGCUUGGUGGCAGGGAUGGAAAACGAGCGAUUCAGCAGGAGGUCAAGUAGCUGGCGUAUAUUGGGGUCAAAGCAGAGUGAACACCGGCCCUCCUUACAGCGAUUUAUUAGCACCUAUUCCUGGGCAGAUGCUGAAGAAGAAAAAUGUGAAUUAAAAACUAAAGAGGACUCAGAAGCUCCUGAAGAAGAAACCAUAGAAAGGACAAGAAAGCCAAGUCUUUCUGAGAAGAAAAAUAUUCCAUCAAAAUGGGAUGUCUCCUCAGUUCACGAGACCAUUGCUUCCUGGACCUCCAGCCUCAGGACGGCACUCAGAAACACCAACAAGACCCUCUGGCUCUCAGCGGCCCUGGCCGUGCUGUUGGCAGCGCUGAUGAGCUUCCUCACCUGCCGCCUCGGGCCCAAGUCUGUGGACGCCGCUCCCACCCAGGAGGGGGACUCCUGGAUGUCUCUAGAACAUAUUCUGUGGCCAUUUACCAGGCUGCAACACAACGGGCCCCCACCAGUGUAACCGCAGCUCAUCCUAAUAUAAGUAUCUUGGUUUUUAAAAAGUUUCAGUAUCUGAACUUUGUAAAUUAGCUUCUAGCUGAGAAAUUAUGUGGUUCUCUAAAUGACUUAAGAUAAUUUAUUUCCCCUCUUUUGUGUUGACCUCCCCCACAAACUGCAGUGGGGAAGUGGGGAGCCUAUACUAUUUGAGG
Molecule: messenger RNA, 1946 nt
Organism: Condylura cristata (star-nosed mole)
Lineage: Eukaryota; Metazoa; Chordata; Mammalia; Eulipotyphla; Talpidae
Gene: IRAG2
Product: lymphoid-restricted membrane protein
Exons: 19
Coding region: 245-1759 (504 amino acids)
Cellular component (GO): endoplasmic reticulum membrane
Source: RefSeq, a predicted model, not a curated record